CGGUGGAUAUUUGAUUUAAUGAUUUACAAUAUAUAUCUGAUUUAUAAAUUUGUAAAAUUGUAUAAAUUGUAGAAUGUAUUUAUAGUUCAACUUUGUAUGUUAGGGUAGUGGCAGUAUUGUAGUGGCUUGUGCAGGGCAAACAUACUGUUGAAAGAUAGCAAAAAAUGUUCCGCUUGUUUAAAAAUAAAGUUAGAGGGGUAGAUGAUCAAAUGAGCACCCUUCCCACAUGGGCUAGUUCCGGACCCUGGACCCAUGUUGCUCAUGAAUUGAUUAAGUAUCAGCAACCUUUUCAGGUGACUAACCCUGGUCACCAGUUGCUGAAUUUGGAUUUGUCUCGAUAUUCCAAGGCAGAGCAGAAGUCUGCAGCACAAGUGGGUUGGUUGUGUUUUCAGGCGCUAAUGGAGGAGACAACCAAAAGGGAGUCAGUUGAACUUGAACUGCAGGCAGUUAAAGAUCAACUAUUUGUGUUAAGAGAAUGUUUCCGCUCUUCAGAAAAGCACCAUGAUGUGAUGGAAACAUAGUUUUCACAAUAUGUAGUGAAAACUGUUAAUAAACAGCAAAAAGGUAAAGGGAGAAAAUCAUCAGAAAAGUGUGCAUCAGUUAAAGUGAGAGCUCUUGUAAAUAAAGGAGACUUGGGGGAGUUAGCCCAGUGGUCAGGAGCAGAUUCAGAUGAGGAAAUUGAAAUGAUAGGAGAUGAUAUAGAAGAAGGAAAACUAAGGCCAAUAGUAACUACCAAACAAAGGAGAGCAGUAACUCAAAGAGCAGGCAAUACUAACAGAGAUCAGGAUUACAGAGGAAAUGCAGAAGCAGCAGAACAGCAAUAUACAGAGGAAACAAGUUCAUAUACUGCAGGAGAAUUAACAGAGUUGGGUCAGAAAUUUGACCAGAAAGGAGGUGAAAGUAUCCUUAAAUGGAUCUUGCGAGUGUGGGAUUUGGGUGGGGAUGGUAUCAUGCUUACUAGCAGGGAAGCAAUAGGAUUAGGCAGUAUUGCUAAAGACCCUCGGGUGCGGCUUUAUCUGAGGAGAGCACGUGAUACUACUGUGACUUUUUCCCUGUUACAUUUGAUAAGGGCUUCAGUCUUACAAGUGUAUGAUACGCCCACUGAAAUGAUGGAUUCUACCCCAUGGCGUACUAUAGGGGAGGGAAUACAAAGGUUAAGAGAGUAUGGAUGUGUGAGCAGCUUGAUUGCUGAUCCGUUAGCUUCAGCAACCCCAAAUACACCUACAAUAAAAGAGAUGUGGUCAGGGCCAGAUAUGGCUCCCUUUACUGCACACAUGAAAAAUAAAUUGCUUGUAGGAUCGCCCAUCCAUUUGAAAGUCCCAUUGUUUACAAUGUUAAGUGCUUUAGAUGCCAAGCAGGGUGUUAUUCAUGAAGCUGCUACAUUGCUGAGUCAGCUGGGUGAGUUAGAACGCACAGGAGAAACCAUUGCUAGGCAGCGGGAUGUAAAAAAAAAGGGGUACAGAAAGGUUAAAAAUCAGCCGCAGGCAGAUGUUCUUAAAUUUGCUUCAGAGUGGAGUAGCUAAGGUUGAAAUUGAUGGCAUUCCCACUGCUGAUUUGUUUAAACGCUGGGAAAAACUGAAACAAAAGGUGAGGUUGAAAUUAACCAAAAAACAGAAUGUAGCAACAGGCAACAUAGAGGACCGUGUCACACAUGCAGUCCUGCUAAUGAAGAGAAAUAAUUCAUCCCACAUAGGGAAGAGGACUUACUUUA
Messenger RNA from Xenopus laevis (African clawed frog), 1711 nucleotides. Its product is annotated as Friend virus susceptibility protein 1-like. The transcript has a single exon. The record is from RefSeq and is a predicted model, not a curated record. The coding region runs from base 684 to 1523 and encodes 279 amino acids. Lineage: Eukaryota; Metazoa; Chordata; Amphibia; Anura; Pipidae.